AUGGCAGCCACCAUAAGUUCAGGAGUAAAAUUUCACAAUUUCUGACUGUUGGAAGAACUCAAAGAAGGCCAGAAAGGAGCAGGAGAUGGCACAGUUAGCUGGGGUCUAGAAGAUGAUGAAGACAUGACACUUACAAGAUGGACAGGGAUGAUAAUUGGCCCUCUGAUGGCAGACCCAGAAGCCAUAUCAGUGCUAGCAAAAUGGCAGAAUUCACAUAGCAUCAAAGUUGUACAAGAGCUUUGGUGCCUAAUGAUGUCUAAAGAAAAUAUGAAACUCCCUCAGCCACCUGAAGGACAAUGUUACAGCAAUUAA
Molecule: messenger RNA, 312 nt
Organism: Hippopotamus amphibius kiboko
Lineage: Eukaryota; Metazoa; Chordata; Mammalia; Artiodactyla; Hippopotamidae
Product: ubiquitin-conjugating enzyme E2 variant 1-like
Source: RefSeq, a predicted model, not a curated record